AUGACUUUCUCUCGCCUCUCCUCCUCCGUGCUUUGUGCACUGGCUGCUCUCGGCCACAAUGCGCUGGCAGCUCCCCAGUUCUCUCCUCGUGCUACAGUCGGCUUGGAUGCCUGGCUUGCCAGUGAGACUACCUUCUCCCUCAACGGGAUCCUGGCCAACAUUGGUUCCAGCGGUGCCUAUUCCGCGAGCGCCAAGCCUGGUGUCGUUAUUGCCAGUCCCAGCACAAACAACCCGAACUAUUACUACACCUGGACGAGAGACUCCGCUCUCACCUUGAAGGUGCUUAUCGAUCUCUUCGGUAAUGGAAACCUCAGUCUCCAGACCGUCAUUGAGGAAUACAUCAAUGCACAGGCGUAUCUGCAGACUGUCUCCAACCCCUCUGGUGAUCUCUCAAGUGGUGCCGGUCUCGCCGAGCCCAAGUACAACGUUGACAUGAGCCCUUUCACUGGUGGGUGGGGCAGACCUCAACGAGACGGUCCUGCUUUGCGUGCUAUUGCCUUGAUUGAGUUCGGCAAUUGGUUGAUUGACAAUGGCUACUCUAGCUAUGCUGUUAACAACAUCUGGCCCAUCGUGCGCAACGAUCUGUCCUACGUCUCCCAAUACUGGAGCCAAUCCGGUUUUGAUCUUUGGGAGGAGGUCAACAGCAUGUCUUUCUUCACCGUCGCUAACCAGCACCGUGCUCUUGUCCAGGGAAGCACCUUUGCCGCCCGUGUUGGCGCAUCAUGCUCAUGGUGUGACUCCCAAGCCCCCCAGAUCCUCUGCUACAUGCAGACCUUCUGGACCGGAUCCUACAUCAAUGCCAACACUGGCGGUGGUCGCUCCGGCAAGGAUUCCAACACCGUUCUAACCACUAUCCACACUUUUGAUCCUGAGGCUACUUGUGACGACGUCACCUUCCAGCCUUGCUCUCCCCGCGCCCUCGCCAACCACAAGGUCUAUACCGAUUCGUUCCGCUCUAUCUAUGGUGUCAACUCUGGUAUCGCUCAGGGUGUUGCUGUCUCCGUUGGACGUUAUCCUGAGGACUCCUACUACGGCGGUAACCCAUGGUUCCUGUCCAACCUCGCUGCCGCAGAACAGUUGUACGAUGCCAUUUACCAAUGGAACAAGAUCGGCUCCAUCACCAUCACCAGCACCUCUUUGGCUUUCUUCAAGGACGUCUACAGCUCCGCCGCUGUCGGCACCUACGCCUCCGGCAGCACUGCCUUCACCUCCAUCAUCAGCGCAGUCAAGACCUACGCCGACGGCUACGUUAGCAUUGUUCAGGGUCACGCCGCUGCCAACGGUUCCCUCUCUGAGCAGUUUGACAGAAACUCCGGUGUAGAAAUCUCUGCUCGUGACCUCACCUGGUCAUAUGCCGCCUUGCUCACUGCUAACUUGCGUCGUAACGGAGUUAUGCCUCCUUCCUGGGGUGCUGCCUCCGCCAACUCGGUCCCCAGCUCUUGCUCAAUGGGCUCUGCCACUGGUACUUACAGCACACCUACCGCUACCGCCUGGCCCAGCACCUUGACCAGCGCCACCGGAAUUCCUGUCACCACUUCCGCCACCGCCUCUGUCACCAAGGCCACCAGUGCUACUUCUACCACCACAAGCGCCACCACCUGCACAACCCCUACUUCCGUCGCUGUCACUUUCGACGAAAUUGCCACAACCACCUACGGCGAGAACGUCUUCAUCGUUGGCUCCAUCUCCCAGCUCGGUAGCUGGGAUACCAGCAAGGCCAUUGCUCUCAGCGCCAGCCAGUACACUUCCAGCAACCACCUCUGGUUCGCUACCCUCAGCCUUCCCGCUGGUACCACCUUCCAGUACAAGUACAUCCGCAAGGAGUCGAACGGUUCGAUCGUUUGGGAGAGCGAUCCUAACCGCUCCUACACUGUUCCUUCCGGCUGUGGUGUUAGCACUGCUACCGAGAACGACACCUGGCGAUAA
Molecule: messenger RNA, 1926 nt
Organism: Talaromyces marneffei
Lineage: Eukaryota; Fungi; Ascomycota; Eurotiomycetes; Eurotiales; Trichocomaceae
Exons: 4
Coding region: 1-1926 (641 amino acids)
Biological process (GO): polysaccharide catabolic process
Cellular component (GO): fungal-type vacuole
Molecular function (GO): glucan 1,4-alpha-glucosidase activity; starch binding
Source: RefSeq, a predicted model, not a curated record